This is a messenger RNA of Pseudozyma flocculosa PF-1, 558 nucleotides long. RefSeq lists its product as uncharacterized. The coding region runs from base 1 to 558 and encodes 185 amino acids. The transcript has 2 exons. NCBI's taxonomy places the organism in Eukaryota, Fungi, Basidiomycota, Ustilaginomycetes, Ustilaginales, Ustilaginaceae. The record is from RefSeq and is a predicted model, not a curated record.
AUGACUUCUGUCCCUCACGACUCUGCCAUGAACAUCGACGGCGACAUCUACCGCCUGGCGCCCGCCAUGUUUGUCACUCCGGAAGCUCUUCGCGGACAUCACAUCGAGCUCAAGGCCCAGACCGAACCGGAUCUGCAGGCCGAGACCGACUCCGACAGAGUCGUUCACCUCAGCGUUCAGUACCCGAUCGCCCCUCCGAGCGGUCUCGUGUUCGUCGCGGGAGCCGUGGUCGAGUUUGUGCCGGUCUCGUCUCCGUCAUACGAGUGCCUGCCUUGGCACUGCAGCAGGAACGACCAGGACAGCGCCCUGUGCCUUGGCCUUCCCACGUCGAUUCUGCAACCGCUCCUUGACUGCACCAGGAACGGGGUCGAGGCGCAAAACGCCACGCUGGACCUCACCAACGCCAGCGUCCAGCAGGCAGACCACUCCUGGCUUGUGGCUGGCACAUGGCACAACCCCGGCUUCACAAUCAACACCGACAAUGGCAGCCUCGCCGUCGACGUCGUCGGCGUCCACAUGCGCGGCAUCUCCUUCCAGUCGGCUCCUCGCACCGUCUGA